AUGGCCGGUGAAGCCCAAACACAGCUUCUCUGGAUAGCCAAAGAGGUUGCAACCAGUAGAGUGGAUUUUGCCACCUUGAAUCCACGCGGAGCCUCGUUCAUGGUGAUAUUGAAAGAGGUGAUGUACUUCGUAGACAACCAGUAUCGAGAAAUCGGGGAUACUGGGGUAAGUUUUAGCGUUGCGCCCGACCAGAGAGCGAAUCUCGCCAUUGAAGUUGACCGUAGCUGUGAGGUUGUCACUAACAAAUCACAUCGGGCACUGCAAUGUUGGGGGCUGUUGGUAUCGUCAAGUGACCCUCAUGAAACUGAAGCCAAUAUCGCAGCUUCGUCAGCUCAAUCCAUGCGAACCGCGGAGGUUGCCUUUUUCAUGACAUGGUCCCGGGUGGUCCCUCAUCCCGAGCCCCAAACAGACUCGAUUGAGACUACGUAUAUUGGCGCAACUGAGUCCUGCGAUUCCGAUGAAACCUUUUUGAGCAGUCCAACUGAGUUGUACGGCAGAUAA
Pseudomassariella vexata is the source of this 501-nucleotide messenger RNA. RefSeq lists its product as uncharacterized. The transcript has 3 exons. Lineage: Eukaryota; Fungi; Ascomycota; Sordariomycetes; Amphisphaeriales; Pseudomassariaceae. The record is from RefSeq and is a predicted model, not a curated record. The coding region runs from base 1 to 501 and encodes 166 amino acids.